AUGAGCUUAGCAGGUGUAAAUGAUGACAAUUAUUCUAAUAAGUCAAACCUAUGUGAAAAUACACCAUUUGAUGAGGAUGUAGACGAAGAGGAGGAUAAUAUAUAUAUCAACGAAGAAACCGAAUUAGGCAGAGAGCACGUACUCAUAGCGCAUGGACCUCAAAGAAGAAUUGUGCCUCCUUUGAACUUUUGUCCUGUGGAGAGACAUCUAUAUAGAUCAGGCCAACCGUCGCCUGUUAACUUUCCUUUUUUGUUGAAUUUAAAUCUGAGAACAAUCAUAUGGCUCGCAAAUGAAGAGCCCCAGGACUCACUGCUUGAAUUUUGUGACAUCCACAAUAUUAGACUAGAAUUUGCGGCUAUAAAUCCGGAUGGAGGUGAAGAUGAUAAUCCGUGGGAUGGGCUGACGGAGCACUCUAUUAUAAAUGCCCUACAAACCAUUGUAAAUCAAGAUAAUUACCCAUUACUAGUCUGCUGCGGAAUGGGAAGGCACAGAACAGGGACUGUGAUAGGUUGUCUAAGAAGAAUUAUGGGAUGGAAUCUCGCUAGUGUCUCUGAAGAGUAUCGACGUUUCACAGGGAGCAGAGGUGGUCGAAUCCUCGUAGAGCUACUUAUCGAAGCAUUCGAUACAAACUUGGUCAAAAUAGAUUCUAGCAAAGCACCUAGUUGGUUGCUGACUGCUUUAGAAUGA
Messenger RNA from Zygotorulaspora mrakii, 687 nucleotides. It is a transcript of the gene OCA1, whose product is annotated as putative tyrosine protein phosphatase OCA1. NCBI's taxonomy places the organism in Eukaryota, Fungi, Ascomycota, Saccharomycetes, Saccharomycetales, Saccharomycetaceae. The transcript has a single exon. Gene Ontology annotation, biological process: protein dephosphorylation. Gene Ontology annotation, molecular function: phosphatase activity. The record is from RefSeq and is a predicted model, not a curated record. Bases 1 to 687 code for a protein of 228 amino acids.